AGGGAGAUUCACGGGGAGAUUAGUUACGGAACUUUAGGGGAGAUUCGUUACAUUUAGGGGAGAUUCGUUACAUUUAGGGGAGAUUCGUUACGCCGGCCGUAGGGGAGAUUUGUUACGUGGAUUUUUUAGGGGAGAUUAGUUACGAAUUAGGGGAGAUUAGUUACGGGAUCGGGGAGAUUUGUUACGCGCGUGCGCAUUUCAUAUUUUUUAUUGUCUAUUCAAGAUGAAUGGACGAAAGGUUUGUUGAUCCGUUGGCUUUAUUUAUUAUUAAGUUUAUGGGUAUUUAUGUGGCUUAUUUUUUUAAUAAGCUCCCCAAUCUUUAUUCUUUUAGCUAUUUAACUAAAUAGCUUCACAAAGAAUGAAUUUUGGUUUUGCUUUACAUAGCUACCUACUAGCUAGGUUAGGUCUUCUUACCAUAGUAUCAAUAAUUGUAGCUAGCUAUGGCUAAGUAGCAAGCUAAUCUAGAGAGCUGCAGCUAGCAAUGGCUAGCCAGCUAGCUAGCUAAUUGUACUUUUGAUGUAGUUACAGUAGUGUUUAUAAUCUUAAUAAGCUAGCUAGAGGAACAACUUUAAAAUUUCCCCUUUUUGAAUUACUCUUUUACCAUCUUGAUGGCUUCCCAGCUUUGUGGCGGCUCUACAUCUUUUAUGGCUUAACGCCUUUAUGGCCUAAUGGAAAUGUAAUGUUUUCAUUUAAAGAAUGAAAAAUAAGUAAACAAAGUUGGGUUGAUCUACAAAGAUACAGUGGUAUGAGCCAGUCACCCCCUUAUAUCUGUGUUUUAUUGGUAAUUAGCCUCACUAAUUACAGGCACAUACCCUGUUAAUUCUUUCCAAGAGGGACCACAAAAGUUGUUUAUAUAGUGUUUAAAGAUCCCAUUUGAGCUACAGAAAUUUUUGUACAACUAGACAACAACCUUUAUGUUAAGAUCAAAUCCAUUAACUUUUCGACAUAAGUCACAUGCUCUGUCGAUUAAGCAAAUAUUACUGUGUUGGUCACUUGUAUCUAUUUUUGAUUUUUUAACGUCAUUUGUACACUAACUUGCGGGUUGUUAGGACGCUAAGAGGGGUGUGUAGGUCAUUUUCUUAGUGUAAAAAUGACACUUAAAAAUCAAUAUGUGAGUGAGUGAGCGACUGCUUGAUUUGCAUUCAAGAAUUCUUACAUCUACGGAUUGAAUUGUGACAUAACUUUUUCUACAUGGUAAACUAUAUACUUAGUACAUUCACACCCACAAUUAGGUCAGAUAAACUAAAUAUUUGUAUAAAAUACUAUCCUAGACAAAAGGGCAGUCAAAUAAAAUCACGAUUUUACCAUCCCUGUACGACAAGGGCGUAGAUGGAUAUUUGUUUGUUUAUUCAAGGUUGGACAGGCUCUUAAAUUUUUUUAGUGGCACAAAUAAAUUAACAAGUAUUUUUUAACAUAUGUGCAGUUUUUAAAUUCUUAGAUAAAUUUUCUAAUUAACUUUUUUGUGCUCCUAUCAGUGUGUAUUUUUAGGUCUUAUUAGUGAUUAGAUUUUACUUUUGUUACACGAAUAGUUCUUCUUGAAUUUUUAAGAAGAAAGCCUUUCAGAACUUUCAAAGCAUCAAUUUUCAUUUAAACUCUGUUUUAUAUAUUUUUGAAUAUUCAGACAACAUUUGUUGUAUGCCAUGUGGUGCAUGUUUUUAGGGUAAUAAAUAUACAACUUUUUUACUACAUGUGUUGACUUUGGCAUCUAAUGAAUAACAUUUCUUUACAAGCUAGUUAAUGCUAAUAUGCAAAGUGUUAAUACAACAUUUCUGAGAAGAAGACUCUAGAAUAAAAUUUAAAGCUAUCCUUGUUAUCUUAAAGAAUUUUUUUUUAUUAUACCAUGUUCAAGGUGUAUUUUUGUAAUUUACAUUACUGGUGUGCAAAAUUAAUUCUCUAGAACAAAACUGUGUUAAGCUGUUUCCCAUUAUAAAUCAUUAUAAUUUAGUUUUGAUAGUAAAGAUAUUUUUUAAAUUCUUUAUUUUAAAAUUCCCAUUUUUUAAAAAGCGUAACGUGUUGGCAAUGCAGGAAAGUAACGUAUCGUGUAAAAAAAUUAAAUUAGAAAGGCUGCCAUAUUAUUUAUUUUAUUAAAAUAUAUAUAUACCAGGUUUAAGGCAAAUAUAUUAGUUAAGUAUUGCAGUUACAAGACAGGCAGCAAUCCAAAUUGGCAAAAAGUUUAACUGUAGCAUAUGGGUUGCUUUAGAUCAAUUUGAGAAAUAAUUUUGUAUUGACAAAGUAUUUAUACAUCCUUUUUUUUAAAUUUAAAGUAUAUAUGUAUUUAUUUCUUAGGGUUGGAAAUAUUUCCAUUUAAGACAUUAAGUAUUGUGCAUCAACAACAGUCUUGGUCAUGAAUGGCGUGCGAUCGCACCCGCAUGCCUCCGUUCUACUUUGUACACACGCCAAGCAGAACUGAGCUAUUUUAGAGUAAUCCCUUACCCAAACUUUACCCAAUACAUAAUUGUUCUUCUGCGUUAAAAUGUAUCUCUAAAAUGUAUUUCUAUUAAAUACCCACCUUCAUUAAAAUGUGAGAUUAAAACGUGAGAUACAUUUCAAAUGUUUUGCCUCGGCAUUGCGUCGACAAUAUUUUUUUUGUUUUUCAGCUGGCAAAAAAUUUCUUCAUUACCCUUGUAUUGAUCUCCUUAAGACGAUGACAAAUGGAAAUGCUAUUUACGAACCGAAGGUCAGGGCAUUAUUAAGUUGAAUAUCGCAGAAGUCGCCGGUGACAUGCUUCAAAAAUACUUGUCACAGGCACAGUUUAAUGCAAAGCGGAACUGUACAGGAAAGUCAAUUAAGAGUCUUCGCAGAUUAAAGUUGGUUAUUCAUUUUUCACAUGCUUCAUUCAAUAUGGCGGCUUGUUGUGAACAUGGUUUGUAAACAUUUUGUUGCUAAAAUAAAUAAGUCAACAAACGAAAAAGAAGCAAAUAAAAAGUAAAAAACAAUGCUUUAAAAACUCUGCGCUGCCGCUCUCCUGAAUGUAAUAAUUGCACGCCAAAAUCAUAAGCUAGGCGUGCGAUACUGAUUGCACGCCUGUAUUAGUGUAGGCGUACGUACAACCGCACGCGGGUACAAAUAUUCAUGACCAAGACUGCAACAAUGUAUUCUACUAAUCCAGAAUAUUAUGAAAUACUUGUUUUAUAUAUAUAAUUAUUCUUUAGAUUAUAUCAUAUCAAUUAUAUAUAUCAAUAAAAUAAAUAAAAACAUGUCUGUUAUUAGCAUUGCAGUUGGUGAUGCAUUAAAAUCAUUGAAGUAUUGGAUUGAUCAAGAUGCUGAUGAAUUUUCUGUUGAAAAGGUUGACGAAUCUAUGUUGACUAAAAUGGAUGAUAUUAUUAACGAGAUACAAGACAAAUCCAUAACACAAUUUGCAGAGUUGUGUGAUAAAUAUAUCCACCAAGUGCUGUUGGGGAAAAGACCAAAUUAUCGCCUUGAUGUAUUCAAACACAAAGUAGUUGAAAUUGAUGGACAGAGAUUGAUGCCACACCAUUUGAUGUACCAUAAUGUUGAAAGUGGUUAUGGUAAUUUUAAAGACACCCAAUUAGAUUCUAUGAAGGUGGUCCUUAACAAAUUUGUGGACUGCGAUAACCAAGAGAGACUUGUUGUGGAUGUUUUGCAGUACAUAGUGGUGUUGUGGACUACUAUUGGUUUUUGCAAAGUUAGCCCUGCAGUGGCACGUUUUUACCUGGCUGAGGGAGGUAAAGAUAGAGGCAAAGAAGCUUAUGACAUGCUCGAACGGAGAUUUAUGAAACGAUCAAGUAUAAUAGCAACGGAAGUAAAGAAAAGGGAGAAGGAAAAUGACGAGAAAAUUGCAGAACAAGAGGGAUCUAUUAAAACAAAUGUUGCGGUGGGCCAAAAGAGGACGUACAAAAAGGAGAAGAAGAUCUGUCCAGAAUGUGGGGAAAGUAAAUUUAAUUUGCCUCGUCACGUGGAGGAUAAACACAAAUGGACAAAAGCAAAGUCUAAACAGAUAGUGAUAAGCCAUAGUCUGAGAAAGCCCUACAAUUGGCACCUUGAAACACCCAGUAGGAAAAAAGGAGGCGCAGAUAAAAAAACUUAUCCAGACUAUCAUGUUCCUCGCAUAUGUCCGUUGCCAACAUGUUUGAGAGUGGUAAAAAAAAUGUCAGAGCAUCUCCAACUUUACCAUAAAUUGGAGACUAAUGAAGAGUAUUAUGCGUUAUUACGUUCCUCCCGUCCCGUUUCCAAAAGCAACGAAGCUCCUCGGGAAGAAUCAAGUGUAGAUUUUGAGACGAACUUCAUCAAUCCGGUUACUGAAGCAGAACGCAACGACUGCGAAAGCAGCACAAGCUUUGACAAUAAUGGCACAAUGCAACAGUUUCUGGCGUACCUGAUGUCCCCAGAUGGUGGGCAACGUGAAAGGAAAAGUUCCUUGCAAGCUGUUAGCGAAGUACGCACAGUGGUAAAUGUUUUGGGGGGGCAGCUUAUUAAUCUAUUUAAGAAGAAUAAGAUCCGAGACGAUUUUUUUGUCAAUUACUUAGACAAGAAAAGCAAGCCGGCAACCUCCAAGCACUACAUGUCUUCGCUAAUUUCAUUCAUGGAAUUUGCAGUCAGUGAAGGUUUGGAGUUGCCUGAACUUUGUGUGGAUGAUUUUAUAACCGCGAAAUUACGCUUACAUAAAUGGCGUAAAACUUAUAACAAAGUCAUCGAUGAGCAACGUUGGGACAGAGAAGAAGCUCAAAUGGAGCUUUUAGUCAGUCCAGACCAAUGGGCAACAUUUGAAUGCAGCGAAUUGGCCAGAAAUGCGGUAAAACUGUUAGGGACAGCAUCAGAAAGCGAAGUUUUCACCAUGUUGGAAUACACCAACGUGCGUGAUUACUUGAUGACUGUUAUCGCUUUGCAAAAUGCACACAGAGCGGGUGUAGCAUCCAAUUUAACUUUGGAGGAAUUUGGAAAGCGCAAGUUAGAUGACAGCGGUCAUAAUAUUCUCAUUAAGGUAAAGUACCACAAAACAAAAAGUACGCAUGGCCCAGCGGUAAUUUGCAUCCCUGUCCAAAAAGCAAGAUUAUUGGAAUUAUUUGUUAAAUACCUAAGGCCACAGGUACCUGGACAGGCAAAUCAGGUGUUUGUUUCUUGGAAUGGAAAACCGUUGGAAUCUGGCAGUGUCAGUAAACAAAUACACUCCAUUUGGACACGCUCUGGAGUUUACGAUGGUUUUGAAAUGCCAAAAGGGAACAUAAACACUACGAUAAUACGCAAAUCCAUCACAACUCGCGUCCAUGAUCAGCAACCAGAUAACGCACAGCCUGUAGCUGAUUUGCUUGCACAUUCGUUGUCCACAGCUAAGAAAGUGUAUCGCCUUAAAGAACGCGAAAAGCAAGCCGUUGCAGGAAUAAACGUUAUAAAUUCUGUCUUUGAAAGACCAAGACCAAAUUCAACACCAUCCAAACCAAACAAGUGGAGCAAAGACGAGGAGGCAAAAGUGUUGCAAUACUUUGAAAAAGAAAUUGCUGCGCAAUACAUAAAUAUUUCGAUGAUCAGGGAAAAAUUGCCAUUACUAGACAUCUCUAAAUCUGAGAAACAGAUUUACGACAAAAUUCGUUCCUAUUUUAUUUACGAUGCAGGUACAAGUAGCAACGUUGAAGAUCAAGUAAAAGUAAAAGAAAAUGCAGCUCUUGAACUUUGUCCUCCCGUUGAUGCAUCAUUUUAUCAGCAAUCUGAGCAUGACGACUGUUCGUCUAUCGCGACUGACGUAAUACCACCAACAACAUCGUCUAAUCUUUCCGGUCAGCAGAAAUUGUUUGAUUCUAUUGAAACCAAUGAAAUCAAAAGUCUUUGUUUUGACAUCAUAAAAGGUGGUCCAAUUUCUGCUGAACGCAUACUGGAAAAAUUGAGUAAAUCAGAAAUUGGUAGAGAAAUUCUGCAAAAGUAUAAAAUUAUGCAAGUCCAGACCAGGCUGAAAUACGAACGCCGAAUGUACAGAAUGAAAAAACGAUAAAACAUUUAAGUAAUGGGAAACGAUAUCUUUUUCUUUCUUUUUUCCUUGUUUGUUUUUGUUUUUUGAGCACAUAGUUUCUUUGAUCGCUACGAAAAUUAUGUUAUCUGUUUUUGAUGAUAGGAGAAAACGUUAAGAAAUGUCUAACAAUUACCUAAAGUUUAAAAGGUUUUAUUGAAAUUAGUUCCGUAUUUUGUAUUAAUAAAAAGAUAACGAGUGCUUAUUUUAUAUAAAAUUACAACGAGUCUAUAUUUGAUAAAACGAUAGUGAGUCUUUAUUUGAUACAACAACAAGGACUCAUAUUUUAUUAAACAAUAACGAGUUUUUUAUUUUUAAAAACGAUAAGUUUUUAUUACAUGUUUUUGAGCCGCUUUUAUGUAUAUUUUUUAUGAUGCCAUGCAAAUUUAUUAAGUUGAGUCUUUUAUUUGUAUACCCCAUUCUAAUAAUUAUUUGGAGAAACAAUCUUGUUAAGUUUACUUCUCGCAAUACGUAAAUGAAACGCCCAAGAGCUUAUACAACCAAAAAAAAAAAAUUCCAAUCGUUUCUAGUAUGUGCAAUUUUGCGAAUAGUGUCAGGAUUGCGCGAAAAUAAGGUGAACUGUCAGUCAAAGUUUUUCGCCUCAUUACUUGCAGCUAGAGUUUCAGCUUGAAUGUUAUGGUUCCAACAUCCAAUGGCUUUGACGUACAGUUUCUGGGGUUCCAGUUAUAAAAUUUCAAAUAAAUGUUAAAGCGGUAACUCGAGAGAAUUAGGUCACUGGAGAUUUACUUCCGGGCCUUGUGUUACGGUAGUUAUACCGUUUAUUAAAAUCACGGUUGACUUCAUGAUUUUCCUAACCCUUAUCUUAGCUUUCCAGGUUGUUGCGACGUUUAGAAUGCCUUUAGCCUACCAAUGUAAUUACAGUCUAUGUUAAGAUAACUAUUAUUGCCAAGAUUGAUACCUUUUCGAUCUAUACAACUGUUUUAUAUAUGCUGUAAUGCUUAAAAUGAAUUAGUAAUAAUGAUAAUAAAUCUCCCUGUGUACGUUUCGCCCACGCGUUGUGUGUUUGGAAGAACACGGAUCUUACGUCAACAGGACUUAUAUGGAAACAACAUUUAGCACCUAUAUUUUCGUUGACCACAUUCAAUUAAACUACCAGUUUAUUAUUCGUUUUUGUGCCUUAACAACAAGGCUGUAAAUGCCCACCUGCUGUGCUGGCGGCAAAAUUCUUUUUAUCUUUAACUAACGCCAAACUAUUAUGAACUCGACAGUCCCAAGUUUAAUGUGUGUUAAUCAAAACAAGUUUGCAAUAUUGACAAAAAACGCAUGGUUAUGGCCUUUUUGCGAAAUAAAAUUUCGUAACUAAUCUCCCCUAAAAGAUACAAAAUUUAUAUUGCAAUUCUGCGGUCUAAAUGACUGUCACAGGUGCUAAUUUGUGGUUUUAGUAUUGCAGAGUGCUUUGAUCUUCCUUCUCAGUGGGUUUUUAAUCUUUUUUAUUAAAAGCGCAGCAACAUAAUUAAUAUCCAUGGAUCUCCUAAAAUUGAGGGAGAUUAGUUACGUCAACAGCAAAAUUGGGGUACUAUCACUAAACCUUAAAUUUUAUCCGUUUUGAAAAUCCCACUGACAUGAAUUUUUGCAUGAUAGUUGCUGAAUGAUAUAUCUAUACACAUACCUAAUUUUAAGUUAAUUCAUCAACAAAUAAGGCCGCAAAACACAUUUUCAGAAAUUAACGAUGUCGCGUUUCGUUCCUCCAACGAACUCCUUUCCAAGGUUGCGUUUAGUUACACGAACCCCACUUGAC
This is a messenger RNA of Hydractinia symbiolongicarpus, 7718 nucleotides long. RefSeq lists its product as uncharacterized. The transcript has 4 exons. Gene Ontology annotation, molecular function: DNA binding. Gene Ontology annotation, biological process: DNA integration; DNA recombination. The coding region runs from base 3116 to 5944 and encodes 942 amino acids. The record is from RefSeq and is a predicted model, not a curated record. NCBI's taxonomy places the organism in Eukaryota, Metazoa, Cnidaria, Hydrozoa, Anthoathecata, Hydractiniidae.